Messenger RNA from Mytilus trossulus (common blue mussel), 1430 nucleotides. RefSeq lists its product as uncharacterized. The record is from RefSeq and is a predicted model, not a curated record. The transcript has 2 exons. The coding region runs from base 96 to 1295 and encodes 399 amino acids. NCBI's taxonomy places the organism in Eukaryota, Metazoa, Mollusca, Bivalvia, Mytilida, Mytilidae. Gene Ontology annotation, molecular function: protein binding.
UUUGUUUAAUAACAAACAGAUUUAAAGGGAAUUCACUAGGUUCUGGAUCACUUGGACAGCCGCUACAAAAACAUAAUACGACUGCAUCGUGAACAAUGUAUUUACGCCACAAUUCAAUAAUUUUUAUUUUGUCAUGUUUAACUUUUGCGAUGUAUGUUGAAGGAUUUCUUCUCAACCCGGGUCAGACAUCAAGCCCCGGCAUAACGAGUCAAUGCAUUUCAAUGGAUAUGUAUUUAGCGGAAAAGAAAGAAUUAAGAAAUCAGAUUUUUCAGUUUCAGCGCGAAAAUGAACAAACUUUGCAACUUCUGACAACUCAGUUACAACAAAAGCUUACCGUAAUGGACGACAAACUAAAACAAUCUAACAAACCGAACGAUACGAUAGAACUUGCACAUUUGGAGCAGAAAAAUCGGGAUUUGGAAUUGAAUUUGACAAUACUACAGGAAAAGCAUCGAUUGCUACAAAUCAGUUUUGUCCGACAAAAUGAUCAAUUAGACUUAUUGAAAAACACAUCAACAGAAGUCAUAAAAGAACUGUCCGAGAUUAAGCAAUUGAAAAUUGUCAACCAAACGUUAGAUUUGCGUGUUGUGCAAAGUAAAAUUCAGUCACUUGAACAAAAAACUGCCUUGUUGACAAACAACCAGAACGCUAGAAGCCAGGACUUUCUUGCAUUGUAUAAUGUGACCCGUGUUACUGACGCGAAUGUACAAAACUUAGGAGGAUAUAUUCUAAAGCAAGAAGUAAAACAAUUAACAACAGAAUCACAUAUCAAUGUUCUAAAUAAUCAAUUCCUUGAUAUUGAAGCUCAGCAAAAUACAACUUUUGAAGAAAUCAUGGCAAAAAUUAAUACGAUCGAAAGCCAAGUUUCAAACAACAGCAAACAAGGUUACAAUGAAAUGCUAAAGAAAGGAGAGACGAUUGCUUUUUCAGCUUACCGGACAAGUCCACAAAGUUUGUCGGAUGGAACAAAGGUUUUAUUCAAUCAAGUAUGGACCAAUGUAGGAAAUGGAUAUCAAGCAAGUACUGGCAUAUUUACAGCUCCCCGUGAAGGUCUUUAUCACUUUACUGCGGUACUAAUGUCAACGAAUGGAGGUUCAUUAUUUUCGAAAAUUUACCACAAUAAGACGCCGACAGCAGGCAAUUAUAUUACUGGAAGCGGUUAUAAGACUGGGACAUUUGAUGUUGUAUUUAGUCUACAGAGAGGAGACGAAGUAUACAUUGCAGGAGGUGGUGGAUACACUAUACAUAGUGACAUUGGUAAAUUCAUAACAUUUUCUGGACAUAGCAUUUUCUAGAUAAUAAAUACAGUCAUCCUUUCAUCAGAAGAGUUAUGGAUUUAUUCAUAUUAGGACACAGUUCAUUAACAUGCACGUUCUUUCUGACUUUAUAGAACAUGCAAAAUAACUAGUCAAUAAAUAAUUGAGACUUGA